UGGCAGUUAGAGAAAAGAGGAAGGAGAACUUCUCGAUUUUUUACGCAGUGUAGGUGUUGGAUGACUGAAUAAUUGACAAUUUCAAGUUCAUAAUUUCAACCAAAAUAAAAUACUUGAAAACGAAUGUGGUAGUUAAAUAUCAGAUGACAAAAAUUGGUUUAUACUUCGUAUAGAAGAUGUCUUUUGUGGUUGUUUCUAUUUCUAGAAGAUUUAAUGUAAAAAAUGUUAGUAGAGUAUGGUCCUCAACUCGUUUAUUUUCAUCUACGACAUCUUCAGAUCAACAAAGUGAUGGUUGUUACGAAGAAGGUAUAAGGGAGAAAAUUUUAGAGGCCUCAUUACCAUUUGUACCAGAAUAUGGUUGGUCUAAGGAAUGUAUCAGUAAAGGAGCACAAAGUAUUGGUUACCCUGGUGUCAUACACGGAAUGUUUACGAAGGGUGGUGGAGAUUUAAUUCAUUAUCUACAAACUAGUUCUAAUUCUAAGUUAGUUGAAUUUUUAAAAAGGUAUCAAAAUGAAACUCAGGAUAAGCCCAUUCCUCCUGCGGAGUUUGCUGAGAGAGCUAUCCAGCAACGUUUAAGGAUGAUUGGUCCCUAUAUUGGAAAAUGGCCUCAGGCUAUAGCUAUUAUGUCUUUACCCCCUAACGUACCUAAUAGUUUAGCAACAUUGUUAACUAUGGUAGACGAUAUAUGUUAUUAUGCAGGUGACAGAUCAGUAGAUUAUAAUUGGUAUUUGAGAAGAAUAGGAAUAGCUGGUGUGUAUAAAGCUACCGAAUUGUAUAUGAUUCAAGAUAAAUCCGAGAAAUUUCAAGAUACCUGGAUAUUUCUCAAUAAAAGAUUACAUGAAGCUGUACAAUUACACGAUUUGCUAAUUAAAUCGGAAAGCGGUACGCAAAUGGCAAAAGAUACUGUUCAAUCAGUUUUUAUUACGGUAAGUUUGACAAAAUAUUUACAAUUUGUUGGAAUAAUGUCAAAAAAAAUCGUAAAUAUUUAUUUUUGUACCUUUUUCUAAUCCUUAAAGCGUCUUAUCUACUUUAUUUAGCUCGUCAAUCUUGAUAAAACAAGAUUUAAGUUUUAAAAAAAGUCAUAGAAGACCAAGUCUGUUGAAUACAAUGGCUACUGCAUGGUUAUGAUUUUAAUUAUAUUUUCAAUUUAUUUAUAAUAUAAAGUGAAAGUAUGGAAUAUAAGAUGUGGAUAUUAAGUUUUGUCUUACCCCGCUAGGAAUCUCCGUUAUUUUAGACGAAGAUGAAAAAUCCUCGAAUCCUUCAAUUUUUAUUUUAACCGAGGUUUAUUAUAAACAUAUUAAAAAAUUGUCACCCCUUUCACCAGCUAUCCUUGACAACUAUCCCUUCAGAUGUUUUAACUAGCAAGGGUGAUACUUCGUUGGAAAGGAUUUGAAAAAUAAAACUCAAAAAUGUAUAAUUUUUAAAUUUCGGAUGAAAAAGACAGCAAUUUAUUUUUCAAUUUUUGAGUAUCGCACCCUCCGUUGCUAUUAAAAACUAUGAGGAGGUAGAUGUUAAGGGUAGGGGGUAUUGUGGAUUGAAAAAUGUAAAUAUUUCAAAAUCUAUGAUUUUCUCUAUGAAGAAUGCCUAUUCAAGAUAUGGCGCAGCACAAAAAGACAAAAAAUCACUAGAUUUACUAAAAAAAAGAAAACGAAUUAAUUAGUUAAAUUAAAAAUAAAUAACUUGGUUGGUGUAUUAUACUUGUAGUUUCUGAAAUAAACAUUCAUCCUCAUAAAAGUGUAGUAAAUUCAUAAAAUUUCAACCGGGAAAAUGUGAAAGUCAAAAUUCAAAAUUUAAAAAUUAUACAUUUUUGAUUUAGGCUUUUCAAACCCUUUCAGAUGAAGUAUCCAAUGUUUUUUCAAAAAUUUGAGGAGGUAGCUGUCAAGGGAAGGGGGUAUUUUGCUAUGUUUAUAAAACACCUCGAUUAAAAGAAAAAUGACAAAUUCGAGGAUUUUCCAUGUUUGUCCAAAAUAAAGAUAACUGAAACCAAACUUUAUGUAAUAUUUAUACAAAAUGUGUUUGUUUUGUUAUAUAUUGUGAAAUAUUUAAUUUUUUAGGCUCGCAAUAUACUAGGACUCAACUGGACUAGAUAGAGAAAUAAUUUAGGAAAAACCAGUUAAUAUAUUUUUAUUUCCUCUCUUUACCAAAAUGGAUGUGAUUUUUAGUAUUAUUGCAAUAAUUAAAAAUUGAGUUUUA
Messenger RNA from Diorhabda sublineata, 2193 nucleotides. RefSeq names its product ubiquinone biosynthesis protein COQ9, mitochondrial (gene Coq9). NCBI's taxonomy places the organism in Eukaryota, Metazoa, Arthropoda, Insecta, Coleoptera, Chrysomelidae. The coding region runs from base 177 to 1007 and encodes 276 amino acids. The record is from RefSeq and is a predicted model, not a curated record. Gene Ontology annotation, molecular function: lipid binding. Gene Ontology annotation, cellular component: mitochondrial inner membrane. Gene Ontology annotation, biological process: ubiquinone biosynthetic process. The transcript has 4 exons.